Messenger RNA from Hyla sarda, 4761 nucleotides. It is a transcript of the gene CRYL1, whose product is annotated as crystallin lambda 1. Lineage: Eukaryota; Metazoa; Chordata; Amphibia; Anura; Hylidae. Gene Ontology annotation, molecular function: L-gulonate 3-dehydrogenase activity; NAD+ binding. The transcript is spliced from 8 exons. Gene Ontology annotation, biological process: fatty acid metabolic process. Bases 112 to 1071 code for a protein of 319 amino acids. The record is from RefSeq and is a predicted model, not a curated record.
CGUCGUGCAGGCACCAAGUUAAUAAGGGUUGUGAAACUCUGCUGCUAGUCCAGCACUGGCUGGAUCCUUCCUGCAAUCUGCACUUGUAGUCAAAACACAAAGGCAGCGAACAUGACUGAGCCAAGGGAAGGGAGUAUUGUGAUUAUUGGAAGUGGUCUCAUUGGUCGCAGCUGGGCCAUGGUGUUUGCGAGUGGUGGCUUUAAAGUUAGACUGUAUGAUAUUGUGAAAGAACAAGUCGCCGCUGCUCUGGAGGAUAUACGGAAGCAGAUGGAGGAACUGAGAAAAUCAGGAAUGCUAAGGGGAAGUCUGAGCUCCGAGGAGCAAAUCUCUCUGAUCAGUGGUUUCAGUGAUUUAAAGCGGGCAUUAGAGGGCGCCAUAUUUGUUCAAGAAUGUAUCCCAGAGAAUCUGGAAUUAAAGCUGAAGAUAUUUUCUGACAUAGAUCGUCACAUCAACGAUUCCACCAUAAUAAGCAGCUCAACAUCUUGCCUCUCACCAACAAAGAUGUUUAAUGGUCUCCGACAUGUCAAGAACUGCAUAGUAGCGCAUCCCGUGAAUCCACCAUAUUAUGUUCCCUUGGUUGAACUGGUUCCCCACCCACAGACAGAAGCAGUCACAGUGGAGAGAACAUACGCUCUCAUGAAGAAAAUCGGUCAGUCACCUGUAAAAUUAAUGAAGGAGACUGAUGGGUUUGUGUUGAAUCGGCUCCAGUACGCGGUGAUCAGCGAGGCAUGGAGACUUGUCCAGGAUGGAGUGAUAUCACCGAGGGAUGUGGACACUGUCAUGUCUGAAGGUCUUGGGAUGAGAUACGCUUUUCUAGGUCCCCUGGAGACUGCACACCUCAAUGCAGAGGGGUUUAAAAGCUACUGUGAACGCUACGGAGAAGGUAUAAAACGUGUUUUGGAAACGUUUGGGCCAAUACCAACUUUUUCAGGAGAAGUUGCAGAAAGAAUUGACCAGGCAUUGUGGGAGGAGCAGUCCGAAAAAGCUGAUCAGCUUAAGGCAUCGAGAGAAUGGAGAGAUGCAUGUUUGAGUCACCUAGCCAAGCUGAAGAAAGAGAUGAAAAAGAACUAAUUCAUGUUUGCGUCUCGAUGAUUCCAAAUGUCAUUCGGUGCACGGCUUACUAAUCCCCUGCUCUUGGCUCAGAUACAUAAAUUUGCUGCCAAAAUGGCAAAGCGGUGUAUUAGAUUACAGCAAAAAGUAUACAAUGAAUAUAUCUGGGGUGAAAAGAUUUUUUGGCUUAUAGUGUUGCCUGAUUUAUGAACUCCAUGCCUGAUCAUGAACCUAUAUAGAACAAUACUACGAAAUAUCCCGGGACCAAUUACUAAAAAAAAUUCCAUUGGACAAAUUUUUGACUGAACUAGAAUUUUUAUUACUGGAGACAGUGAUUGCCUACUUGGAAACCUUCCUUAUUACUAUCUACAAGUAACAGACGCUCUAGAUGGAUCACGCCAUAUAGUUUUUGCCUAUACAUUUCAUAUGACCAAAAAUAAUCCCAGUAGUAGAGAAUCCAAAAACUGCUUAUGCAUCUGGAAAAAAACAAAUUUUCUUCUAAAAACACCCCCUUAGUUGUACAUGGGCCGUAUCACAUACUGCAGGAUAGGUCCAUAUAUAAAUCUGAUAUUAUAAAGUUUUUUUUUUUGUUUGUUUGAGACUUAGGGUCUAUUCAUACGGCAGAAUUUCGGCUUGCGGAAUUUUGCCUCAAAUUAAAACCCCUUUCCUUCUUUGGGAUUCCGCACUCCCAUUCACACUUCUGAAUUUCCGCAAGCGGAAAUUCAGAAAUGUGAAUGGGAGUGCGGAAUCCCAUAGAAGUCUAUGGGCUUUAAUUUGAGGUGAAAUUCCGCAAGCGGAAUUGGAAAUUCUGAGGUGUGAAUAUACCAUUACGGCCAAAGAUGCUGAAAAGGGCAUCUUUCGAUUUGGCGGUCUCAACACUAACAUGCACAGUAUUAAAUGUGCUAAAGCUAAGUUUCCACAUGGUGUUUUGACAGUUUAUUUUUUUUUUUUAUCUUUUUUUCCUGGGAAAAAACUAGUUUUUGUGGUAUUUCUGGCAUUUUAGCCUUUGUAUGAAAAAUGCUUUUUUUUCUCUCCUUUGGCAGUUUUUCCAGUACCUGUGCCAGCCCCCUUUUUUAAAGGGGUACUCCGGUAGAAAACACCUGCUGCCCGUAACAGGAAUCGUCCAGGAAUUGCUCUGGACAGUUCCUGAUAUGGGCAGCAGGUGUCAGCAGAGAGCACUGUGGUCAAGACCAAAAAGAAAUUCAAAAAGUAUAGAAUUUUCUCUGUAGCAUACAGAAGCUAAUAAGUACUGGAAGGGUAAAGAUUUUUUAAUAGAAGUCAUUUACAAAUCUGUUAAACUUUCUGGUACCAGUUGAUUUAAAAAAAAGGUUCUCCACUGGAGUACCCCUUUAACUCUUAUAAAAAAAUAAGAAGUAAACACGCUGAUGUAAACACCCACAUUGUGUAUUAAUGGCGGUUUGUCUCUUUCAUAAACUUCUGUAGGAAAGAAAUGCCAGGAUUUUAGUGAAAAAAAAAGACAUAAAGCCCAAAAUUGCUGAAAACAGCCAAAGCGAAAAACACCAAGUAGGUUUGGCAUUUCAUAAAUUUCUGUGAACAUCUGUCGGCAGCGCUUUUGGCGUUUUUGGAAAAAAAAGUGCAAACCCAACGUUUCCCCUGCAUUGGCCAUAUGCACAGUCUAGGCUGUUUUGGCUGGAUAUAAAACCACUUAUUCCUUUAGGUCAGUGAUUCCCCACCAGGGUGCCUCCAGCUUGUUGUCACCUGUUUACGUGAGGUGAAAAGUCUUUGGUGCUGUGUUCAUAUGUUGCAGUAAUGUUGUUACCCCAGCUAAAGAGCACAAGCGGGUUUUUUGCGGGACUUAAAACCCCCUUACAUAUAUAUUAAUGUUCGGGACGCAUUUACAUUACAUACAUUUUGUGAGCCCCUUUUAAAUGAAUAGGACAGUUGCAGAAAGUUCUGUAACCAACCUGCCACGUGUGAAUAUACCCUUAGUAUUGUUUGUGCAGUAGAAGUCAUAAAGGAGUUGUCUGGGAUUUGUAGAAAAUGGCGUACAGGCUAAAAUCUCCAUAUAAUAAAAAAAACUUUAUUCACCUUCAUUAUUUACCUUCAGAUAUGGCGCCACGUACAUUGUUCACAUGACUCUGCAGCCAUUCCCUGGCCUCCAUGGUCAAGUUCUGUAAAUGCAAGCAGAGACCAAUAGGGCUAGUGACUGAGGGUGCAUUCACACCACGUUUUUACAAUACAGUUCCCGUAUAUGUUUUCAAUUUGAAAACCGCACGGAACCGUAUUGAAAACCGUAUGCAUUGACUCUCUAUUAAAAAACGUAUGCCAAAGAUGCAUCCGGUUGUGUCCAUUUUGCAUCUUGUACGGUUGUGUCCAUUUUGCGUCUUGUAUGGUUUUAUCCUUUUUUUUUCCCCAUACCUAAAACCUUAGCCUACCACGGUUUUUGGUCCGGGUUAAAAACCGUAUAUGUUUUUUUUUUUAACAUGGGAGUCAAUGGAAACCCUGGAGAACCGUAUGUGCAUACGGUUCCAUCUGGUUUGCACAAUACGUUUUUUUUUUUUACUUUUGCAUAGUUUUUUCUUGGAAUUUCAAUCAAACAAGUGAAACUUUAUUCAUAAUUGAGUGAAAAGUUAAAAACGUAUACGUUUUUUUCUUAAAAACUGAUGCAACCGGACAUAAUUUUUCAAACUGUAUACGGGUUAAAAUUUGUACACAGGUUUUGACUUGAGUUUAGUCCGGUUUUGAGGAAUCCGUUUUUCAUCAAAAACCUGAUACGGGAACUGUAUUGCAAAAAUAUGGUGUGAAUACACUCUGACGGCAUCAUGAUAUGUAUGAUAUGAGUGAUGUCUUCCCACCAGGCCCAGAAGGCAACACUGGAGUGGUGAAGGUGUAUUUAAGGUUGAGUAGAUUAAUGUGGCCUGUACAUAAUUUUCUUAAAAUCCUAGAUAACCACUUUAAACUGAAUUUUUUGUUGUUGCUAUGUUUCCGUCCUAAUUAUCUUGGAAUGCACCACAGAUGACAAAUUCCUUGUACCCCUGGAAGACUCCUCCUGUAUUCCCUAUUGCCCCCUGCUGAGAUAGGGUAUGUUUACAAGACUGGUCCAUGUUUCCACCAUAGAACUUUUGCCGAAUACAGUAGGAAAUGAUUCUUUCCUCUCUCUACUGGGAUCUAAUAUGGCUGUGUAUACAAUCCUUAGGGACAAUGUAUGAGGGGAAGGGAAGUGACAACUGCUCUAAACACAUUUCUGGGUCUGUGGAUCUAUUCAUGCGCAUUCACUGUUGACUUCACAGAUUUUGUUAUCUCAAAACAUUUACUGUAUUGUGAAAAGUUUACUUAACAAUUAAAAUAUGUGAUUUAGCUCCUGAGUUAUCUAUGACUUCCCUGCUGCUCGCCGUCACUUCAGUUUUCUAUUGUAUGUGCUUCUUUAUCAGGGGGACAAGUUGUCAGUAUUGCCAUUAUGUGAUCAAAUGGAUCUUUAUAAUUUUUUAAAACAUUCUCAUCUCUAAAAACAAGGUCAACACAAAACACAGGGGCAGAUUUAAAGGGAACCAAGCAUUAGAUUUUGCUAUAUACAGGGGCAUAGCUAUAGAGGUAGCAGUCACACCGGGGCCCUGGUGCCUAAGGGGGCCCCAAAACACAUCUGCCCAAUAGAAACCAGUAUUAUAAAUGACUUAUGGGGCCCUGUUGCAGAUUUUGCAUCGGGGCCCAGAAGCUUAAAGCUACGCCUCUGACUAUACAGUGAGGCAAAAA